Molecule: messenger RNA, 2314 nt
Organism: Cynoglossus semilaevis (tongue sole)
Lineage: Eukaryota; Metazoa; Chordata; Actinopteri; Pleuronectiformes; Cynoglossidae
Product: guanine nucleotide-binding protein subunit beta-4
Exons: 13
Coding region: 438-1475 (345 amino acids)
Biological process (GO): signal transduction
Molecular function (GO): protein binding
Source: RefSeq, a predicted model, not a curated record
UCAGUUUACUGCAGCUUCCACUCAGCUGAAAGAAGGAACUGAAACUAGCGUGCCACAUGUGUAUGUGACUCAUAAUCCAUGCAAUUUAGGACGUACGCAGAAGACGCCCACUUCCUCUGCUUCUCUUCUGCACAACAUAAGGAUCAUGGUUGUCGUGUGAAAGCCGAUCGCUGGGAUUCUGAUUUUGUGCCACGGACAGAGUGAAAACGUCUGUUUUUUGACACGUGUGGUCUGAGAGCAGCAGGCUGGACAGGUUCCACGGUUGGUUUGACUGAGUGACACGGAGCGGCAGAAACCGCAGUUUCUCCGGGUAUCAACUGGUGGAGCCUGUGAGUGUGUGUGUGUGUGUGAGUGUGUGUGUGUGUAGCCACGUGCUUUUGCCCAGGUCAGGGACUCUUGGCAGCAGAGUGUGACCCUGAACUCACCACAAAGAGACAAUGAGUGAACUGGAGCAGCUGCGUCAGGAAGCCGAGCAGCUACGCAAUCAGAUCCGGGAUGCCAGGAAGGCCUGUAGCGACUCCACUCUGUCACAGAUCACAGCAGGUCUGGACUCUGUGGGCCGGAUACAGAUGCGGACGAGACGCACUCUCCGGGGCCACCUGGCCAAGAUCUAUGCAAUGCACUGGGGGAGCGACUCCAGUGAAGGCAGUCCCAGGUGUCUUGUCAGCGCCUCGCAGGAUGGAAAACUCAUCAUCUGGGACAGCUACACGACCAAUAAGAUGCAUGCCAUUCCACUGCGCUCUUCUUGGGUCAUGACAUGUGCCUACGCCCCCUCUGGGAACUACGUGGCCUGCGGAGGCCUGGACAACAUCUGCUCUAUAUACAGCCUGAAGACCCGCGAAGGCAACGUGCGCGUCACCCGAGAGCUGCCUGGACACACAGGUUAUUUGUCGUGCUGUCGUUUCUUGGACGACAACCAAAUCCUGACCAGCUCUGGAGACACGACCUGUGCAUUGUGGGAUAUAGAGACGGGACAGCAGGCCACCAGCUUCACCGGUCACACAGGAGACGUGAUGAGUUUGUCUCUAAGCCCUGAUUCCAGAACGUUCGUGUCCGGAGCCUGCGACGCCACCUCCAAACUGUGGGACAUCCGCGACGGCAUGUGCCAACAGUCCUUCACCGGCCACGUGUCCGACAUCAACGCCGUCUGUUUUUUCCCAAACGGAAAUGCCUUUGGCACAGGCUCAGACGACGCCACCUGCAGGCUGUUUGACCUGCGUGCAGACCAGGAGCUGAUGAUGUACAGCCACGACAACAUCAUAUGCGGCAUCACCUCUGUGGCGUUCUCCAAGAGUGGGCGCCUGCUGCUGGCCGGCUACGAUGACUUUAACUGCAACGUCUGGGACACUCUGAAAGGAGAGCGUGCAGGUGUGCUGGCGGGCCAUGACAACAGAGUCAGCUGUUUAGGAGUGACAGAAGACGGCAUGGCCGUGGCCACGGGCUCCUGGGACAGUUUCCUGCGAAUCUGGAAUUAAAGAAACCCCUCCCUGCUGUACUGGAUCUCUGCCCGCUGACCCCUCCUCCCCCUCAGACUCACCCAUCGUCUCCCAGCUCUGAGGGGUGUGUCACGGUGUCAGCCAAACAUCCUCCUCACUCUCGGCCUCCUGUGAUAACGCGUCGACUCUUUCUACCUUUGAAAGUGAUUUUUUUCCACUCAGCCACAGACAUGAGAACCCUGCAGUUUAAAACAGUCACAUUUAGACGCCGUCAAAGACGGGGACACGGUUGGGCCGCAGCAGGUAGGAGCGUCUGUUACAACAGGAGCUACAACAGGUGAGAUCAGUGUUUAAUAUGUCAAUGUAAAUAUGAAGACGGUAUAUAUAUAUGUAUAGCAUUAUGUGUGUAUAUAUAUAUGCGUCAUAUAUGCAUAUAUAAUGUGCAGUUUCUGGUUUUUACCUUUAACUUUUUUUUUUUGGUGAUUUUAGAAGUACAUUCAACACAGGAAAAAAAAAGUUCAUUUUGACUCAUUGAAACAGCGACGACUUAGAAACAAACAGAACAGAAAUCUGCCAACAGUAGUAGCAGAAGAGACGAAACAAAAACCUGUGUUUGUCUGUUCUGAUCUCACUCUUCUCAUUCAUACAGUACGUGUGUGUGUGAUGGUGUGUGUGUGUGUGUGUGUGUGUGGUGCAGGCGGUGGGUAAAAUGUGUUGCUUCCAUGUAAGUAGUGACUUUAAAGUCUCAAAUAUUGUUUGUUUUUGACAAGACGAGACGCUGCCCUCUUGUGGCAACAUUUAGAAAGAGUCACUUUUAAAUCCCGACUUUUGUCUUAGGUUUACUGUGAUCUUUUUUUUUCUCCUCUUUUUUGAAUAUU